AUGUCUGCUCCAGCCCAAAACUAUAAAAUUGCCGAUAUCUCUUUAGCUGCCUUCGGUAGAAAGGAAAUCGAAUUAGCUGAACAUGAAAUGCCAGGUUUAAUGGCUAUCAGAGAUGCUUACGCCUCCGUCCAACCAUUAAAGGGUGCUAGAAUCGCUGGUUGUUUACACAUGACCAUCCAGACUGCUGUUUUAAUUGAAACUUUAGUUGCUUUAGGUGCUGAAGUCACUUGGACUUCCUGUAACAUUUACUCUACCCAAGACCAUGCUGCUGCUGCCAUUGCUGCUUCUGGUGUCCCAGUCUUUGCUUGGAAGGGUGAAACCGAAGAAGAAUACUUAUGGUGUAUUGAACAGCAAUUAUUCGCCUUCAAAGAUGGUAAGAAAUUGAACUUAAUCUUAGAUGAUGGUGGUGAUUUAACUUCUUUAGUUCACGAAAAAUACCCAGAAAUGCUAGAAGACUGUUUCGGUUUAUCUGAAGAAACCACCACUGGUGUCCACCACUUAUACAGAAUGAUGAGAGAAGGUAAGUUAAAGGUCCCAGCCAUUAACGUUAACGACUCCGUCACCAAAUCUAAAUUCGACAACUUAUACGGUUGUAGAGAAUCUUUAAUCGAUGGUAUCAAGAGAGCCACCGAUGUUAUGUUGGCUGGUAAGGUCGCCGUCGUUGCUGGUUACGGUGAUGUCGGUAAGGGUUGUGCUGCUGCUUUAAGAGGAAUGGGUUCCCGUGUCCUUGUCACUGAAAUUGAUCCAAUUAACGCUUUACAAGCCGCUAUGGAAGGUUACCAAGUCAUUACCAUGGAAGAAGCUGCUUCCGUCGGUCAAGUAUUCGUUACCACCACCGGUUGUAGAGAUAUCAUCAGAGGUGAACACUUCGCCAAGAUGCCAGAAGACGCUAUCGUCUGUAACAUUGGUCAUUUCGAUAUCGAAAUUGAUGUCGCUUGGUUAAAGGCUAACGCCAAGGAAUGUAUCAACAUCAAACCACAAGUUGACCGUUACUUAUUAGACUCUGGUAGACACGUUAUCCUAUUAGCUAACGGUAGAUUAGUCAACUUAGGUUGUGCCACUGGUCACUCUUCUUUCGUUAUGUCCUGUUCUUUCUCCAAUCAAGUCUUAGCUCAAAUUGCUUUAUUCAAGGCUGAUGACAAAGAAUUCAGAGAAAGACACAUUGAAUUCCAAAAGACUGGUCCAUUCAGCACUGGUGUUCACGUCUUACCAAAGAUCUUAGACGAAGCUGUCGCCAAGUUCCAUCUUGCUAAAUUAGGUGUUCAAUUAACUAGAUUAUCUGACGUUCAAUCCGAAUACUUAGGUAUUCCACAAGAAGGUCCAUUCAAGGCUGACCACUACAGAUACUGA
Messenger RNA from Kazachstania africana CBS 2517, 1350 nucleotides. RefSeq names its product adenosylhomocysteinase (gene SAH1). Gene Ontology annotation, molecular function: adenosylhomocysteinase activity. The record is from RefSeq and is a predicted model, not a curated record. NCBI's taxonomy places the organism in Eukaryota, Fungi, Ascomycota, Saccharomycetes, Saccharomycetales, Saccharomycetaceae. Gene Ontology annotation, cellular component: cytosol. The coding region runs from base 1 to 1350 and encodes 449 amino acids. Gene Ontology annotation, biological process: L-methionine cycle. The transcript has a single exon.